AUGGCAACAUCCACCCCUAGCCGCCAGGCGGCCGCUAUGUCGCAGUCCCCGGCUCGGGGCGCUCGCACCCCUCUCUCGCCAACUCGCAUCAGCCGCCUGCAGGAGAAGGAAGAACUGCGGCAACUCAAUGACCGCCUGGCCGUCUACAUAGACCGGGUCCGUUCUCUGGAGCUGGAGAAUGACCGGCUGAUGGUGAAGAUCUCCGAGAAGGAGGAGGUCACCACCCGUGAGGUCAGUGUAAUCAAAGACCUGUACGAGGCUGAGCUGGCUGAUGCUCGAAAGGUUUUGGAUGAAACGGCGAGACACAGAGCUAAGCUACAGAUAGAGCUGGGGAAGUAUCGGUCUGACCUUGAUGAGCUAACAAAAAAUUUUAAGAAAAAAGAUGCUGAGCUGGUUAGUGCACAACAUCGCAAUAAGGACCUGGAGGCAUUGCAUUUCAGGAGUGAGGCAGAGCUUACAGCCGCCCUAGAUGGGAAGAGGAAACUGGAGGCAGAAGUGGCUGAUUUGCGUGCUCAGCUUGCUAAGGCUGAAGAUGGUCAUGCUGUUGCUAAGAAGCAGCUGGAAAAGGAGACUUUGAUGCGUGUUGAUAUGGAGAACCGCUGCCAGAGUCUGCAGGAAGAGCUUGAGUUCAGAAAAAACAUAUAUGAGGAGGAAUGUAGAGAAAGCAGGAAACGCCAUGAGCGCAGCAUAGUGGAGGUGGACAGGGGUAGCAAAUAUGACUACGAAUCCAAACUGGCACAAGCUCUAGAUGAGCUCAGGAAACAGCACGAUGAGCAAGUUAAGGUCUACAAAGAAGAGCUGGAACAAACCUAUCAAGCUAAGUUGGACAAUAUCAAGCGUUCCUCUGACCAUACUGACCAAGCUGCUGAGGCUGCCCGUGAGGAGCUGAUGGAAGCACGAAUGAGGAUUGAGUCACUUGGCUACCAGCUGUCUGGUCUACAGAAGCAGGUGAAUGCAGCGGAGGAUCGUAUGCGUGAACUAGAGGAAUUGCUGGCCAAUGAUCGUGAAAAGUACCGAAAAAUGCUGGAUGCUAAAGAGAGAGAGAUAGCCGCAAUGAGGGACCACAUACAGCAACAACUGACAGAAUAUCAGGAACUACUAGAUGUUAAAUAUGCUCUGGACAUGGAGAUUAGUGCCUACCGCAAGCUCCUAGAGGGAGAAGAGGAGAGGUUAAAACUGUCACCAAGCCCACAAUCUCGUGUUACGGUGUCAAGAGCCACAUCAAGCAGCAGCUCCUCUACUGCCCGCCAGUCUCGUAGCAAGAGAAAACGUGUUGAAGUAGAAGAAAGUAUGGAAGGUGGCACUAUCCAGUCUUCAAGUAGUUGGGCCAGGCAUGCCUCUCGGGAGGUGAACACCGAUGUUGAAGAGGAGGGUACUGGUGAUAGAGGAAGCAGCAGCAAAUUCCAUGUAUCGCAACAAUCCUCUGCGACUGGCAGUAUCUCCAUAGAGGAAUGUGGUAACGAGGGAAAUUUUAUUCACCUGAAGAAUAGCUCUGACAAGGUGAUUUUGUGA
Messenger RNA from Staurois parvus, 1512 nucleotides. Lineage: Eukaryota; Metazoa; Chordata; Amphibia; Anura; Ranidae. The record is from the annotation of a GenBank genome assembly.